CGCCGCCGCCAUGGGCCGUAAAAAAAUUCAAAUCUCUCGAAUAACGGACGAACGCAACCGUCAGGUGACGUUCAACAAGCGCAAGUUCGGUGUGAUGAAAAAGGCGUAUGAAUUAAGUGUACUUUGCGACUGUGAAAUCGCCCUAAUAAUUUUCAGCAGCUCAAAUAAGUUGUAUCAGUACGCCAGCACAGACAUGGACAAGGUCUUACUGAAAUAUACAGAAUACAAUGAGCCUCAUGAGUCGCUCACCAAUAAAAAUAUAAUCGAGCAGGCACUCAAUAAGAAGGAACAUAAAAACGGCUCAUUCAGCCCAGAUAGCCCGGACAAUGACUCGGAUCAACUAACCCCUAAAACAAAUGAAAAGUACAGUAAAGUAGAUGAAGAAUUUCAAAUGAUGAUGCAUCGAAAUCAGAUGGCAAACAAUAGGGUACAAUCAUCAAAUUAUACCCUCCCCGUGACAGGGCCUGUUGGAUACUGUGACUCUAGUCCAUUUCAAGCGAGUCCUUUGAUGGGACAGAGCAGUAAUGUUAGCCCAAGGCCCUCGUCAUCAGAAGCAGACCCUGUUUAUCCUCCCGGUAAUUUACCAGAAAUAUCAAAUGGAUAUCCAAGCAACUCCUCUCCGGUUCUAGGAGGGUCGCCUUCACCAGGUGUGCCUCCGUCAGGGCCUCCACACUCCAUACCCCAAAAAAUAUCCUUAACCAGACGUUCACCACCUCUGCCGUCUACACAGAGAGCGAAUCUGAGACUGGUAAUUCCUAAUUCACAUGAAGAGGCAAGUAGUAAUAAUAUCACACCCAACUCUGUGUUACACACUCCAGUGGUAGCACUAUCAACACCUGUUGUCUAUCCUGCAGGCAUGUUUCCAAGUAAUUCUGCUGACUUAAGCCUGGCCUCGUUUAGUUGGAACCCUAAUGCUCACCCAAGCAGCUUCACUCAUGUUGGCGGAUCAAAUUCGUCACCACCUCCACCAUCACCCUCUUUGUCGCCGCACUCUGUGAGCAUAAAAAGUGAACCGAUAUCACCUCCUCAAAAUGAGCAGCACACCUCACAUCUCCUCUCUCCUCAUCCUCUAGUGCAAGUGCCCUCAUCUGUAGCAGAAUUAAGGCAUUAUGAUGAAGGAGGUCCUCCCAGCAAAAGGCUUCGAGAGAGUUGGCCCACAUAACGAAAGAAUUACUCUGCUCCGUCUCAUGAUGAGAUGGGGGCAGAUUUCAGGACAUACCACUCAAACUUUGCGGAAUUUCAUCGCAGCCAAAAGUCUGUUCUCUAUUGAAUACAAGUUGAAAAUACAUAUUUGUAAUUGUGCCAUAACAUUCCCUCUCUUCUGGUGUCUCCUCCUAUUGAGUCUCCUUUCCUUGCUCCCCCUCCCUCGUAAGUGUCGUGUACCUCUUCUCCCACCCUUCGUACUAGCAUGUCUGAAUCCCCUCGCUCUUUGCUUCCAGAUUCUGGAAUCCGAACUGUAUAUUUGUUGUAGAUGUUAUAAAGUUUAUUUUUCAAUCAAAAGAAUCACUAUUUUCUUGGAAAGUGUUUGCUGCACUUAAAUAAUUUGUCAUUUUUAUGUCAGUAAUUACCUAAACAGAUGUAAUCUCACAAGUAUGCUCUCAGACAUUGAAAAUGAGCCAACUGUGGUUUUUACUCUGUUGAUUGCUUUUGCGUGAUUUGAAGAAUACUGAUUUUGCAUUUUCGGAAAAUACAAACCCGGCAACAGUGUGACUUUCUUGGUAUCUUACUAUCAUCCAUUGCCUCAGACAUAAGUGAACAUAUUUUGGUAAUCUUGCGUAUUCUAAAAAUGUUGGGUUUUAAGAAGGCUUAGGUCACAGAAUAAGAAGACUAAAGUCAGGCGCACAAGCCUUGGAUAUUUUCUUGUCAACGAAGCAAAACCGUUUCAAGAAGUACUGUUUACGUCUGUGGUUUGUUGAUAUUCUGGAAUGGAGAAAUGAUAAAGAAUUCAUAUGAUCCUAGGAAAAGAAAUGUUUUUUUUUGCAUUGAUUCUCGUUUAAAUUGGAGAAAUAAUGUGAAGUUGCCAAAAAUUGUAAGCUUUUUCAAAUUUGUUUCCAGUAGGUCAACUUUUAAUAAGGAGACUUCAAGAAGUAUGAAGAUGACGGACGCAAGGAAGAAGAUAUUAAUGUAGGUGUCUGUGGAGCUUGCGCUUCUGUUGACGAAGUCUUCUUAUUCUGUGCAAGGGUACCUUUUUUGGAGUACAGUUUUCUAUAGAACAUGAAUAACUAUCAUUAUUUGGCACACUAUAGUUAAAAUAUCAAUGUAGUAAAAGCUCCAUGGUGGAAUAUUUAUUCAUCAAAGAAAGUCAUUUUAUCUUAUUUUAAAGUAAAAGUUUCACAAAUAACUACACUUCAAACAUUUCAUGUUCGUGUUCUUUUUAGAGGUGUAAAAUCUAAAUUUUUCAAAUUGUAUGCUAAGCAUUGACCUCUGGUUUAUAUCAUCCAUUUGUUCAUUCUUUCCAUUGAAUAUCAUUCAUAUAUUUAUACUUACUUACCUUGGGAUUCAGUAACCAGACUAGGGUCACAGCAUUUUUGUUAGGUUGUUAUAUGAUGGGUAAUCACUCAAAAAUUUAUCAUAAUUUAAACUCCAAUUUUUUUUUUUGCCAAGGAUACUUGGAGUAGUUGGAGUAAAAUCAAAUUAUUUUAAGCAGUUAAUGUUCCUCUGUUUUCCCAUCUGUUAGUAUUCUAGAAAAUUAUUUUUUGGUUGAUAUUGUGGUUUUUCCACUUAAUCUUUUAAUCUGGUAGGUUUCGACAAUUGUUAUCACGCACUAAGACUUGAUCAAGAAUGCAAUGCUGUGGCAAUCUGGUUUAAAAUCCCACUGAAUCCUGCUCAAUCGUGACAAAUUCGAGAUGUGGAAAAACAUUCAGGGCUUGCCAAGUUUGAAGGCAUUAUCGAAGCGGUCCAAAAUGCCAAACGCCCGAUGAAGUUGAACUGAUACAUUUGUUCUUGUUUUCUUGAAUUUCAAUGAUUUGCAGGCUAGGCAAAUUUACAUUUGUAGAUCAUACUAAGAGACAAAAUCUGUGCUAUAUUUUCUUAUUCACUUUCGUACCUAUAAUUGUUCUUAAAUUUGAUAUGAGUACCUAGUGAAGUUACAAGUAGGCAAAAUGGAGCUAUUUUGAUUGCGAAACUAAUAGGUGCUGUUAGAUUAUUUGAUGUUAAAUGUUCACAUAUUUACCGUUGCAAUUGUGGAGAAACUUUAUUUAAAGUGUUGCUUAACUUAAGUCUACUACCAUCAACUGCUUGCGGGUUGUAUUCAGUUUUUAUUGAGCAUAACUUUUGAGGAAGAAACCUGAAAGGCCUUAGGAUUUAUUACUGAAGAUUUCUUGAGACUUUAAGUUUUAUUCUUCUCCCCUUAAAUUUUGUGUCAGAAAUUAAGGGAGUUUUUCUGAAAAAGAAGCUGAUUUCAACUCGGUCACAUGUCUCAUCAAACUUUUUGAAUCCACAUGAACAUAACCUGACUUGAUUACGUCUAUGAAAUUGUUUCAAAGUUCAUUUUAUUUUUGAAGAAAAUUCUGCUUUAGGAUGUAAAUCCCUGUCAUUAGUGCAAUUGUAGAAUACAACCCAUAAGCAUGCAUGGUGCUCACCAACUUCAAAAUGGAACAAGAAUCAAACUAAACAUACGAGUAACUGUUUUGGUUUUCAUAUUUUAUCAUUUAUGAGCUUACGUAAAGGUUUUAUUUGUAUUUAACGAUGAUAGAUAAUUGUGUAACUAUUUUGUACAAAGUUUUUAAUUUUUGAAUUCAUUUUUGGGUGCUCUGUAGAGAAAGAACUAUUAUUGUUGAGAAGUUGUAAUUUUAUCGGCUAGAUUCUCCUCUUUUUAUCUCUAUUUUUCUUACUUGGAAACAAAACGAAAAUUGUUCGUUUAAUUAUUGUAUAUAGACAGGCGUGUUGCACUAAGUGCAAGAUCUGCCUCGUUUUCUUAUCACACUGUCGUGCCUCUGCUCCCAAAAUGAGAAAAAUUCAAAGGCAGUUCAUCUCGUACCCUAAGUUUAUUAUGGUAUCUAAGAUGUUCUUCAAGGUAGAUAUUUCUUCAUGAAAUCACUCUCUUGAUUUUUGGAGCUUGUAACAACUUCUUAUAAGAAAUACAUCUGCAAUUUUUAUUCUUUUAAACAUUUUCUUAAUCAGAAGAGAGAAAAGAUUACCAAUCUGUCUCUAAAAAGUAAUGUCACAGUAAUGCUACCGUUUCACUGAGGAGAGCCGUUAGUGCAAAAAUGAGCUUAGUCUAAGUGGAAAAUUUUAUUGAAAGAAGCCUUUGUUCUUUGUCAAAUUGCCAUUAAUCAUCAAAACUCUCAAAAAUGGUUUGGAUGAUUAAAAAUGGACAAAUUUCACAAGUAACACGGCAGUGUUUAUAGAUCAUGGUUGUGACUGUCUCUUUGAUCUACAUAGGGUCCAGUUUCCAAUUUAUUAAAAUCCUACUUUUGUGAAAUUGUAUGUGCCUCAAUAAUCGUGAUUCUUUUAAGCUGUGAGAAAACAAAGUCCAAACAAUAAAAUAUUCAAAUAUUCUUGAAGCUAAAUUUUGCAACUUCAAAUUUAGUACAAAAAGUUUUUCUGAAGUUGAUAAGCUCGCGUGGCCUGUUUAUUAAUUCUCAAUAGACACUUCAUACUUCUCUUGAUUUAUAAAAGAAGCAAACUUUUUCGAAACUUGUUCUCACUGCUCAAAUGAAGAUCCAUUUUCACUUGUUCUCCGAGGACCUCAGUUCUUUAGAGCUCAGAAAAGAUUGCAUUGUUUAUAUUUGGUAUAACAACUGCAAGCGACGAAAAACCAGUGUCUGUCAAGUCCUAUUUUUUAAAUUUUUGGAGCAGAUGACUGUUAAAUUUGUAACCAGUGUAACUGCUAAACUCUGUUAGUAUUUCAUGUGGUAAAUGUGUGAUGUAUGAGCUUAAAAAGUCUAUUCAUUUUAUUUUUGUUAUUUCUGUUUUGCACAAAAUUUAUGGAAUCUAUCACUUUCGGCAAAAAGUUACCAAAGAAAAGGGUUUGCCUUCAUUGAUCAAAACCUAAGUUUUUAUAUUUAAGAGUUCGUUUGUUUUCCUUCUCCUAGUGACCAAAUAUUAUUUUGCCCCAUAAUCUAUAGGGAUUAAAUUUUAUUUCGGAUCAGUGACCUUUCGACGAGCUUACAUGUUUUGCCUUUUGCAUCUUUUUCUUGAAACAGGGUAUCUGCAUCCGAUCCAUACCUGCCUGGUCGAUUGUCAUCUCAUGAAAUCACUUCAGAGUUUAGUCAAGACUAUGCUGAACAUUCUAGUUUAACUCUUCGUGUAGGCUUAAUAUCAGACUAAUUCCAUUCUUUCUUUUGUGUUUUCAUUUGUUACUAGAUCGAAAUGGACAAGUCAUUAGUGAUGUAUAAAGCUAUGUAAUUUUAAGUGUCUUUUAUGAUAUUUUUGGUUUGACAUUUGGUGAGAACCUUCCGAUCUGUAAUUCAGACGCGAAGAAAGCUCAAAAACUUUUGAAUCAGGUGGAAAUAGUUGCGCACUUUAAAGUGCGAAAGUUUUUCUUGCGCUUUCUACUUAAUCCAGUCUCUGAAUUUAAUUUUAGUUUGGUUUUCCUUGUCUUGUUUUGUUUUUAUUUUUCAGUUUCUUUUGUAUAUUUAAGUCAGUAGAAGUUAGGCUCCCCUUUUGUACAGUAAGUCUAGAAGAUUGCCUCAGAAAUAAAAAAACUAAGCAUAAAUAAUUGAGAGUCCAGCAAAAAUUAGGAAAAUUUCCCAACUUGUUUGGUCCCAUUCGUCGCUCCUGCUUUUCAUGAUAUCAGUCAAAAGCUGUCUCACAUUUUGCCAUUCAUACCAAACAUUCAGAUUAAUGUCAGAUAACAGUGGCGUAAUUAUCACUCCUACUGCCUAUGCUAGGCGUUGGGGGUGAGGGGUUGUGCAGCAAUGCAAGGGGCGCCAAAAUUGAAGAAAGGAAAGAAAGAUAAGUGGGGAGGCGCAAAGAUUCCUAGCCCCCUUCAGCUGGUAAGGGCCUUAAUCUGUUUCUCACUUUUUUGCAUCGUUUUAAAUAUGACUCGGCCAUGAAAUAUGUGUCAGAACCAGUUAGGUGUACAGAAUUUUUUACAUGCCAAGGCUAUUUUGAAGUAAUAAAUCAAUGAACUCAAGAGGUUUUACCGAAAAGGGUGCUGUUUAAAGAGCAAAAUCAUGUUUUUCUAAAUUUAGCUCCUUCCUUUACAGAUAAAGAAAAUAAUCUAACCUAGUAAGUGGUUCACUUGCUGUAAUUAGAAUCAGUCCUAAUUGCUCCUUGCAAAGUCUUUAUCUAAUGAAUAAUGCAGCUUUCUUGAAUUGUUGGUGCUUGGAUGACUAACUGAGCGGAGUAAAUUUUGAUAGACAGCAUACUCACCUACUGCUUUGUCAGUUUUUUGGUACCCUUUUUGAGACUGCCAAUUUCAGAAUGAUACAUCCCAUUUCAAAUUAAUGACUCACCGCUCCAUAUUAUUAGAUCCUCCUUGUUAAAAAAAAAUGAAAUAUACCACUUUAACAGUGAGUGUUCCUCGAGAAGUGUCACCCUCAUUGCAAGUCCAUUACUGAUCAGCCUAUCAAACAUGAAUUGAGGCAUUGAGUACCGAAAGGACACUUCUUAGUCGUGGUGUUUCAGGAUCUCUACUGCUACUUUAUAUUUGAAGAGGAAACUGUUGGAUACAUUUUCUGGAAUUUCUUGUCUUGAGCAUUCUAAAAUUAUAAUAAUGUUUUAUUCUAAAUUUAAAAAAUUAUGAACAUUUGCUUCGAUCACAAUGGAUGAAACAGUAGCAGGGAUUCUGAGACACUGCAACUGAAAAGUGCCCUUUCUGCAUCCAGCGCUUCAAUUGCUGUAAAACUUUAGUGCCCAGGCAAGAGAAUUAUAAGUCCAUAACAGAAAGGAUCUAAUUGAACUAGAUGUUUUAAUGGUACAUUUUGAUGGUCUCUAUCAUUUAUAGUUUCAGAAAAGCCUUGAAAGAUUAAUGAUAGCAAGGCGGAUAAAGAAUGGUGGUCGCAUUUCGUACCCUCUGGACGUCACACGGUAUCGGGUACAUCGGGUACAUUGGGCUGGCCGAGGCCGGGGGGGCCGACUCAACCUCGGAUUGCACGGCAAAACCCGUACCCUCCUGACGUCACAACGCUUCAAGAUGGCAGCCAAAAUCGAAAUGCGACCACCAUUCUUUAUCCGCCUUGAAUGAUAGCAUAGACUGAUAGUAAGUUCCAAAAGUAGUGUGCUUAUUUUCUUGUAAAUGAAUAUUUUAUUUGAAGGUAAACGGAGACAAUACUGCAAUGAAAUUACUGCACUCUUGCUUAGAAUGAUUGUUUUCUUAGCAGUAUUGUUUCUCUGAGUUGCUACAUCAUAAAGUUUCGUUGAAAACUGUUUUACACACCUACUCUGGGGUCCAAAGUAUUUUUUUAACUUUUUUACAAAUUAUGUCAUUCACACUGAUGCGAUCCAUUAAUGAUGAAAAUUAAAAACAUGAAGUAUUGCAGACAGCUCUUUGGAGUAAAACCUAGUCACAAUCUCAGCCUCAAAAUUUCCUUCCUCUUAGAAUAUUUCCUUACUACACUGAAAGGUAUUAACUCUUAUGUUGAGCAAAAAAUGUUGUAAAUCAGCACAUUUUUCUCUUGUAUUUUGAUGAGGAAAUGAGUUUUCAUCGAAAAAUUCUCAUGCACUCAAGGAUUUUCUUGCCUUAUGUGCCAGCCCUAACCUUGCAUUCUUAAGCAUCGUCUAUACCCCUGAGAUCAUGGUGAGGUAAUGCCUUAUUACAAGCCAAUUCUGUUGUGCCAACUUUUCAGGAGACAAAGCUCAUCUAUUUUAAAUCCAUGCUCAUUUGCAAGACCCUAAGAGGCUUUCAUUCUUCUUGUAAGGCGUUUUUAUCGUGAAAUGUUGAGAGCUGGAUUGAGGUAAGUUGAGAAACACCAAAUUGAUGACUUGUAAUUAAUUUUAUAAUUGCCCGCUCGGAGAAAAUGGAAAGAGAAAAUUUCCUGUUACUCUCUUAGCCUUAAAGUCACAUGAAAGAAACGUUUGCUACCGGCUUUUAGUUUUCCAACAAACCUAUCACUGUAUCAAUUUACAUCCAUUUUUAUCCCUCAGAAGCUUAAUUUGGAUAAAAUCACAAAACUAUACAGGCUCCUCAUUGCGCACAGCCGUAAUUGUGGGAAGUAUCUAUACAAAUAUUCUCUGCAAAAUAAAAGACGAGUCAUUCCAUUGCCUGUCACCUUAAGAGAGGUCUUUAACAUGACCCAAAAUGACGUUUAGCGUGUCUUCAGCAUUUUAAGACUAAACCGGAAAAUUUGAUUUUGGUACAGUAAGUAUACACCUGCAAGUUGCUUUGUUUACAGGUAUAAAUGGCAACAAAAUUGUGAACCUGUGCCUGUUUUAACUAUUUUUUGUGUUCAUAGUGACAAGUUGGGAUGAAAAUUGCCUUGCAAUAGAGAUCAAAGCAGUCGUAACUGUAUCAAUUUACACCCACCUUUAUCACUCAGAAGCAUAAUUUGGUUAAAAUUAUAAAACUGUACAGCCUGCAUUCAUUGCAUGUAACUGUCAUUAGGGCUACACUAAGUUCAAGGGCAUUUACAAGACUCAAUAAAUCCAAGCUUAUUUCCUACAUUUUCCAGUCAGUAAGUAAAUGAAGGAUUGCGGAUCUGCCAGAGAUAAUUGUAACAGCGUUAUUUUGUGUUUAUGAUGUUGCUCGAUCAGGAAUUCUAGUUAGUGUAGUCAAGAUUAAUGUACAUUACAAAACCCUUGUUCGUUUAUCAUUGUUAAAUAUUUUUAUGAUCUUUUAUUUAUUAAAAAAAUGAUUUUUACAUUGUUUUGGCUACAAUUAAAUUCUGUGUUUUUUAUUCUGAGCGGAA
Messenger RNA from Bemisia tabaci, 8792 nucleotides. The record is from RefSeq and is a predicted model, not a curated record. NCBI's taxonomy places the organism in Eukaryota, Metazoa, Arthropoda, Insecta, Hemiptera, Aleyrodidae.